Molecule: messenger RNA, 3363 nt
Organism: Plectropomus leopardus (leopard coralgrouper)
Lineage: Eukaryota; Metazoa; Chordata; Actinopteri; Perciformes; Serranidae
Gene: kremen1
Product: kringle containing transmembrane protein 1
Biological process (GO): multicellular organism development
Cellular component (GO): plasma membrane
Source: RefSeq, a predicted model, not a curated record
AGGUUGAAUCUGUUGCCCCUAUUUCCUGUCACAUGGGCUGGAAAUAGGAUCCCUGCUUUCUACUAUCUGUUCCCGUCUUGGUGGUGUCAGUGUAGUAGUGGCUGUAGGACCUGCCUUGAAGUUCAGGGACUUUUAACGCCGGCCAAAGAGCGACUCCCGCACAGACCCGGACCGUCAGUCAGUCAGUCCACCAGCAGCUCCGCCGCUCUGCGCAUCCGUCGGUCUGGCUGCGCUUCACCUGAGAGCCAGUUCAGACUCUUUAACCACACCAUGUAUUCCUGGACAGCCGCAUCUGCCCUUCUUCUUCUCGCCGGGGUUACUUCUUCAGCGGCGUUAAGUGUUUUCGACACCGAGUGUUAUACUGCCAACGGAGAGGACUACAGGGGUUUCCAAAACCAGACCAGCCUGCAUGGUGGUAAACCCUGCCUCUUCUGGAAUGAGACCUUCCAGCACCCUUACAACACCCUCAAAUACCCCAAUGGAGAGGGAGGUUUGGGCAGCCACAACUACUGCAGGAAUCCUGAUGGAGACGUUCAGCCGUGGUGCUACAUUGCAGAUCAUGAAGACGGGAUCUACUGGAGAUACUGCGACAUCCCUACAUGCCAGAUGCCUGGGAACUUGGGAUGCUUCAAAGACAGCGGUGACCCGCCCACUCUGUCCGGCACCAGCGAGACCUCCAACAAACUCACCAUCCAGAACUGUAUUAGCUUCUGCAGGAAGCAGAGAUACAAGCUCGCUGGCAUGGAGUCAGGAUAUGCCUGUUUCUGUGGAAACGAAGUGGAGCAACAUGACCAAGGCGAGUCGCCUAGCAUGGAGUGUAACCAUGUUUGCUUCGGCGACCACACCCAGCCCUGCGGUGGAGACGGCUGGGUCAUCAUCUUUGACACCCGAGUUGGGGCCUGUGGUGGAAACUACUCCUCUCCAUCAGACGUGAUCUACUCCCCAGAUUUCCCCGACAAGUACGGGGCUGGCCGUGUUUGUUACUGGACUGUCCAGGUCCCCGGAUCCUACGCCAUCCUCUUCAACUUCACCUUCUUUGAGAUCUCCGACCAGACAGACAUGGUGGAGCUACUGGAUGGUUACACCAACCAGGUGGUGGCACGUUUUGAUUGGCGCAGCCCGCCGAGGGAGCUGGUGAACGUCACAGGCGACUUCGUCAUACUGUACUUCUACUCAGACCGCACCAACCAGGCCCACGGAUUCGCUCUGCUCUACCAAGCACUGAGAAGCCAAGACACCAGCACUAUGAAGGCUGAAGAAGACGAGGAGGAUGAAGGAGACGACGUCUCCAGCACGGCGGGGCCUCAGCUCGCUGGCGGCGUCACCGAGAGAUCCAACAGCACCACUAACGGUCGUUCCCAAAUCCUCUACGUGAUCACGUCCAGCCCCGGUAAACCGGAGCACAACAUGCCAGGUCAGUGGGCUGGACGAGGCGACACCACCGGCCACAGCGCUAUGUGGACCAUUUACGCUCUGGCCGCUCUCCUCAUUCUGACAGUCAUAGCCAUGGUGGCGAAGCUGCUGCUGCACAUCACGGUCAAGUCUCCGAACAUCCCGACGGUGAGCGGUUCAGACAGCUGCAGCCAGAGCACGGCGUCCUCUGAGCCCUGGAUCAUCCUGUACCGACCCUCCACCAUCUCCCUCUUCAAGAAGAAGCUAAAGAACCACCACGGCGACCUCAGCCCCCUGGUGGGCAACUAGCGCCUCCGCUGCGCUCCACCGUUAACCAAACGCUACCGCCACCCACAACCACUCUGUACAAGGGAUGCCAGGCCCUCGGACAAUGAAACUAUACGAGGCGCUGCGCCAUGAAGCCAUCAGCUGACUGGCUAAUGACAACUGACUGAGUGACUGCUACUAAACGGCCCGUGAGCCAAAGUGGCCGGGCCCUCCCAGGGGAGCGGGACAGGCAGGGCUGUCAGCGACCUCAGUGUGGGAGAGGAGAGGAUGGAGGACGAUCGGCAGCUCUGAAAAAGAUAGGACGCUUUUAACAUGCGGAAGGCUUCUCUAGUUCAGCGAGGCUCCAUUUCUGUCACCCAUGGAUGUCCCUAGCAAUCAACGUACCUCCAAAAACCCUCCGGACUGCAGGCUCACCAGUGAAAACACAACACCUCCCGGUGCAGACUAACGGCUAACUUCACUGUCAGUGUUCAGUUUAGGAAACAGGGAUGUUCGUAUCUCCCUGGUGCUUCACAGUCACAGCCGAAUCUUCAUCAGUAUCAAGGAGAGGAUGAAGAAAUGGAGUCUUUAAAACACACUUAACAAGCUUAACAGUUUUGUAGAACUCUUUUAACUGCCUCAUGUGGCCAAAAACCAGAACCCUCCCAUCCAAAGAUUAUAUAUUUAUUUGUCUUUUUGAUUCCAUAUGCAAAGCGCUAAUGCGUCUUUCUGACGUGAUUUACGUGACAAGCUUUCUGAGGAGCGGGAACCAGGACGUGGAACCGUUACACAGAAGGUAGAUAUCACAGCACUUUGGGGAUGAAUCACUCGCCGUAAAAUGGAAAGAUCACAGAGAGAGAGAGAGAGAGAGAGAGAGAACGUGCGCUCGCCCACGCGUUCGCUCAUGUGGAUUUGGGUGGAGAGAUAAGUCGUUCACUUGGGGGGUUGGGUGGUGCAGUUUGCAGACAAACUGCCAUUUAGGGAGGCUUGGGAAGAUCUGAGAGCUUUUUCUGCUCGAUUGUGGGUGGGAGUCUUUCCGGUUUGAUGGUGUUCAAGUGCCUUAAGGAUCUCCUCUGCGUUUGUCUCAGAUGCAUCACAUCUGUUUCUUUCACGGGGUCCCUCGCAAGAGUCUGCACUUCUUCUUUAAAAUCAGCGUGGAUGUGAAGAUUUUCAUUCCAAAAUAGGUUUUCCACUACUUAAAUGUAAAGUUAAAAAAUGACGCCACAUCUUGUACAGUGAUUGAAAGCAUUACAUAUUCGUCUUUUUCGUACACUCAACUGAACCCCUCUCCUGACUGGAUCUAUUACAUUUUUAUUACAUGAUGGACAUGAUGAUUUUUUUUUUUUCUCUAAAGUGAACACAUAGCCUUUUGAGGUAGAACUCUUCAUGUAGUAACGGACAAGGCUUCAAAAGACAUUUUUUCUUUCUAAUUUCUUUGUGUGCUCUUAUGUGUAGUUUUGGACAUUUACUGAACAUAUUGUUCACAUUAAGUUGUCUUUUGAUUACAGGGGCGGGGGGAAUAUUGUUGUAUAUUAUGUAAUUCAGUGUGGGAAUGAUGAUAUUUAUGUCCACUCUUAUUUUGGUCUCAACAAAACAUUUGAGAGACCCGUCAAAGUACUUCCUCAUCAACUUAAAGGGUAACUUUGGUGUUUUUCAACCUGGACAUUUUCCGUUGUUUUUUUGUCUAAGUGACUAAUGAAGACA